This is a messenger RNA of Striga hermonthica, 396 nucleotides long. Lineage: Eukaryota; Viridiplantae; Streptophyta; Magnoliopsida; Lamiales; Orobanchaceae. The record is from the annotation of a GenBank genome assembly.
AUGCUGGUCUCAGUAUUUCUCGCUCUGUUUCUACCGUGCGCCGGCAUGAGCGCCGUCUUCCUUGUCUAUGUCUGCCUGCUCUGCUACUCCGCCGGCGGCGCCUCCGUCGAGAGGCACGAUUUUCCGAUCAAGAGCCGCCCGGAGAUGGGUCUGUCGGAGUCCGAUCUCCAGAAGCUGCCGAAGGUCACCGGGAAGGAUCUGGUGCUGGCCGCCGAUUGCGCGGUGUGUUUGGACGAGAUCGAGGCCGAGCAGGCGGCGAGGGUUAUCCCCGGGUGCAAUCACGGGUUUCAUCUUGAAUGCGCCGACGCGUGGCUCUCGAGGAACUCCAAUUGCCCCGUCUGCAGGGGUAGCGUUGGGCCUGACAUUCUCAGCCCAUCAGAAAACAGCCCAUGCUGA